Molecule: messenger RNA, 402 nt
Organism: Lachancea fermentati
Lineage: Eukaryota; Fungi; Ascomycota; Saccharomycetes; Saccharomycetales; Saccharomycetaceae
Source: the annotation of a GenBank genome assembly
AUGAAGUUUCUGACGACUAACUUUCUGAAAUGCUCUGUCAAGGAAUGUGAUAGAAGUAACGAUAACUUUCCCUUAAGAUAUAAUGGCGAGAAAUGCCAGCUCGAACAAGAUGAAAGCAUAGAAUUCAAUCCUGAGUUUUUACUCAGAAUAAUUGAUAGAGUGGAUUGGGAUGCGGUACUCAGUGUUGCUUCAGACCUAGGAAACUCCAGCUUGCCUCCAAAAAAGCCUAUUUUCGAGUCUGAACAGCUUUCGGAUGAGGACAUGGUCAUCCUAAGAGACCUACAUACGCUAUUGAUACAAACCAAUAUUAUCGAGGGUGAGAUGACUUGCAAGAACUGCGGGCAUAUCUAUUAUAUCAAGAACAGCAUUCCGAACUUGCUGUUGCCCCCUCAUUUAGCUUGA